CCCGUGCGGGUCCUGCCUGAACACACAUCUCCUGCUUCUACCCCAGGCGGCUCUCAGCGAUGGCCAGGCCGCUCGCAGAAUUAACUAGAAUUCUUCAAAAUGUCAGUCCCCAAAGCCCUGCAGCAGCCUGCUGGUGAAGUGGAAAAUCAAAUGAAUUCAUCAGAUUCAAGGCCUGAUCUCCCACCAGACUAUGAUUCUCAUCUCGUACCAGGACCUCCCAUAGCAGCUGUCCCUCCACCUGCAGGAUACCCAGGAGGCUUGCCUAUGGGGUACUACAGUCCACAGCAGCCCAGUGCCUUCCCCUUGUACCACCCAAUUGGCAGUGUGCAUUCUAUCCAGUAUCAGCCUGGCAAAUAUCCUAUGCAGAACCAGCCUGCUCCAAUAAUGUGGAUGCCUGGGCCAGCUCCUAUGCCAAAUGUCCCUCCUGGUCUGGAAUACUUAGCUCAGCUGGACAACAUACAUGUUCUUCAGCAUUUUGAGCCCAUGGAAGUGAUCACAGGCUUUGAAACUAAUAAUAGAUAUGACAUUAAAAACAACGUAGACCAGAUGGUUUACAUCGUAACUGAGCACACAGAUGACUUCACCAGGAACGCCUAUCGGAAUCUAAGGCCCUUCGUGCUCCGUGUCACCGACUGUCUGGGCCGUGAGAUCAUGACCAUGCAGAGACCAUUCCGGUGCACCUGCUGCUGCUUCUGCUGCCCCUCAGCCAGGCAAGAGGUCUGGGAACAGAAUUCUAAUCCAUACUUCCUUCCUCAUGCAGUCAACCACUGUGAGGGAAAGAAAAGCAGUUGUAGAGCAAGGUCAAGCAGAGUUUCAGGUCAAGCCCUGAAACUUUUGACUGCAGGGCUCUUAUUUAUACAUGGAUAG
Castor canadensis (American beaver) is the source of this 867-nucleotide messenger RNA. Lineage: Eukaryota; Metazoa; Chordata; Mammalia; Rodentia; Castoridae. The record is from RefSeq and is a predicted model, not a curated record.